CUUUUGGAGGAGUGGGGUGUUUUGUGGGCAGCAACAGCAAGGCCUUUUGAAUAGCCGGAGAUCCUCUUGGUGGGGUGACUGAGAUGGACAGAAAGGAAGAGGGAGAGAGAGGCCUCUAAGACCAAGGUAGACGGACACGAGUGCCCAACUGCUGCAUGGAGGUUUUUUUCUCUUCUUUCUCUGCCUGUCAGCUUUCUUGCACCCCUCUCAGAAAAAAAGCUUUUGCUGUGGGUUCUGGCAUCUGAUGCCGCGAUCUCUGGAGUAGAAGGUUGCUGUUGUGGAUUUGGAUUUCUGUGAUGCGUAAAGGAGUUCUCAGCGAUGGAGGAUAACGUUCUUCCGACGGCUAGCUCACCGGGUGUCGCCGUGGAGAUGGAUCUCAUGGAUGAGUUUUUAUCCGUGGCGGGCCUCGAUUGCUCGGAUCUCUUGCAACCGGGUACCUCUACUUCUACAAGCCCCUUCAACUCUUCAGGGUUUUCUCCUCUUUUCGAGGUCGGCAAUGGCGGCGGUUCCAAUCCGGUCCUGCCAGAAAAUGACAACCAAGAUGAUGCAGAAUGGUCGGUUUUCUCCGUGGAUCUGCCUUCAGACGAAAUUCCAAUAGAACUGGUUGAUGGAAUGCAAUCUCAAGAUCCAAACGCUGGGGACGAACCCAAUUUUUCAGCUCAGCUGAAUGAACUGCGCGCCAAGAAUCCCAGCUCCGAGCUAGGCUCGAGCUGGUGGAUUCGGCCGAGCACUCGCAUGGGUACCAUGGAGGAGAGAUUAAUUCGUGCUAUAAAUUAUGUUAAGGAUUCACGGAGAGAUGGGGAUGUCCUUGUUCAGAUAUGGGUGCCUACGAGGAUGGGAGAACGGCAUGUUCUUACGACAUGCGGCCAACCUUUCACCCUUGAUUCAAGUUGUCAGAGGCUUGUGAAUUAUAGGACAGUCUCGACGCGGUAUCAGUUCUCAGCUGAGGAGAACUCAAAUGUGGCACAGGGCUUGCCUGGCCGGGUUUUUUUGGGGAGGGUUCCUGAGUGGACGCCGGAUGUGCGCUACUUCAGCAGCUACGAAUAUCCUCGAGUUAAUGAUGCUCAACGGUACGAUGUUCGUGGGAGUCUUGCGCUGCCGGUAUUUGAAAGGAAUAGCAGGUCAUGCGUAGGAGUUCUGGAGGUGGUGAUGACGACUCAGAAAAUCAAUUACAGUUCUGAUCUCGAAGGAGUUUGCAAUGCUCUUCAGGCAGUUGAUCUUAGGAGUUCUGAAGUUUCAGGGGUUCCCCGUGUAAUGGUGUUCAACGAAUCUUACCGAGUUGUUUUACCUGAGAUCCAAAGGGUCCUAAGAGCUGUUUGCGAGACCCACAGUUUGCCACUGGCUCAAACUUGGAUUUCAUGCAUCCAACAAGGUAAAAGUGGCAGUCGCCAUUCCGAUGAAAAUUAUAAGGAUUGUGUCUCCACUGUCGAUGUUGCUUGCUAUGUCCAAGAUCCUACCAUGUUGGGUUUUCACCAGGCAUGCUCUGAGCACCACUUACUUAAAGGUCAAGGUGUUGCCGGUAAAGCCUUCACAACAAAUCAACCAUGUUUCUCAUCAGAUAUAACUUCCUUCAGCAAGACAGAAUAUCCUCUGUCACACCAUGCCAAAUUGUUCCAUCUAAGGGCUGCAGUGGCUAUUCGACUGCGAAGUAAUCAUACAGGAACUGCAGACUUUGUAUUGGAGUUCUUCCUACCUUUUAAAUGUAUAGAAAGUGAGGAACAGAAGCUGAUGCUUAAUUCUUUGUCCAUCACUAUCCAACAAGUAUGCCAGAGCUUGAGGGUAGUCACAUCCAAGGAGCUGGAGCAUGAAGCUGUGUUACCAGUUUCUGAACUCAACUCUUCAAAUGCUUUGCUUGACAAAUUUGUUUCGGAGACAAGUCAAAGAUUGGAUGAUGAUGAUGAUAAUCUUUUAACAGAAUCUCCUACGAUAGGAAUUUCGGGGGAGGUAUCAUCAUGGAUCGCAAGUAUCAGAGAGACCCAAGAAAAGAGAGGAAAAAGUGUUCUUCCUGCCUCUUUGCCGCUGGACUUUUAUAAGCAGGAGAUUGAAGGAUUAAGUAUCUGGGAUCGCUCAGAAGUAGUAUUACCUGCUGGAAAGAUAUUCUCUGAGUUCAAGCCGCAUGAGGAAGAGUUCCUUAGAGAUAGUUUUGAUCCCAAAAAUUCUUUUGCUGGUGAACCCGGCUUUUCAAAUACUGGGAAAGCAAUGGAAAAGAGGCGCACAAAAACAGAAAAAACUAUCAGUCUGCAAGAGCUUCGGAAAUACUUCGCUGGUAGCCUAAAAGAUGCUGCGAAGAGCCUUGGGGUGUGCCCUACUACUCUGAAAAGGAUAUGCAGGCAUCAUGGAAUUAGUCGUUGGCCUUCACGAAAAAUCAAGAAAGUUGGCCACUCUUUAAGAAAACUGCAAGUGGUUAUUGACUCAGUCCAUGGCCCUGAUGGAGCCUUUCAGUUCAGUUCUCUCUAUGAGAAUUUUACAAAAGCCACAUGGUCAAAUGAAAGUUUACUAGGAAGUACCACAUUUUCCACAUUGAAGCAAAAGGACAAUCCAGAAUCCUCAAAUACAAAUCAACAGCAAGAGGCUAAAUUGAGCUCUCACACUUCUGGAUCAAAUUCUCCUUCAUCUUCCUCCUCCAGUCACAGCUCUGGUUCAAGUCUCGGCUGUUCCAGUGGGACUAAACAGUGCAGCAAUGCUCAACUUGCUAUCCAACAAGAAAUUUCAGUAGAGGAGAACCAGAGCGGCAUGCUUAAUAAAAUUCAGAUCCCUAUAGAAUUACAGCUCUCAACUGAAGAUGCACCGAUAUCUCUUGGUAGAUCCCAAAAUCACAAGCUCCUUAGUGAGCAUCCUUUUUCAGGAACUCACGCUGCUUUGCAUAAGAGUAGACAUGAUUCUCUUAAAGUAAAAGCCAUAUAUGGGGAAGACAAAGUUAUACUCGGAUUGCAGCCUACAUGGGGCUUCCAAGAUCUGAAGCAAGAGAUUGGGAAGCGGUUUAAUAUAGGCAAUAUAAAUUUGGUGGCUCUUAAGUAUUUGGAUGAUGAUUCUGAGUGGGUCCUAUUAACAUGUGAUGCAGACCUGCAGGAGUGUAUUGAUGUAUAUAAGUCAUCUAGUGCUCGUACGAUUAAAAUUUCUGUUCACCAUGUCCCUCAAAAGAUCACCAGGUCUUCUUUGGGCCAUACAGGGUUGCCCUGACAACUAAAAGAAGGCUAUCUUCAUUUCAUGGAUGUCCAUGUUGCAGAAACGAAGCCACAGACUAGUAUUGCAUCCAAAUGUUUUUAACACAAAUCUGCCAGAAAGCACAUCUAAAAGGAUUAUAUAGGUCUUUAUCAUCGGAAAUUGGGAAGUCUGUCGCUUGAACAUGAUUCAUCUGCAGCUAAGGGAAUGAUGAUCCAGAUAGUCCAUUUAGGGAAAUCAAUAGCUUUCUAGCUGCAUUGUACUUAAUAUAUGGUGUAAAUUCCCUCAAUCUGUCUGGAAAUGAUUGUUUCCUACAGCACGAGUAUCUAUUGUAUUUAUAUCAGGAAGAUGGGUGUUUAAGCUCUUCAGGCAUUGCAUGAUUGUAACUAUUAGGAGUAUAUACUACCACUUGGUGCAAGAAUAUGAUCAUCUUAACUAGUUAGACCUAUAGAGCUCCCUGUAAAUUAGUACUUAAUUUAACAUUUGCUGAAACUUUCUGGUGAUUAUGAACUGAUGACUACUCUGACAGAGGUGUUUCUGGACAAUAGAUUAUGCUAUCGCAGUA
This is a messenger RNA of Phoenix dactylifera (date palm), 3727 nucleotides long. RefSeq names its product protein NLP1-like. Gene Ontology annotation, molecular function: DNA-binding transcription factor activity; protein binding. The record is from RefSeq and is a predicted model, not a curated record. Lineage: Eukaryota; Viridiplantae; Streptophyta; Magnoliopsida; Arecales; Arecaceae.